UAUAUUCAGUAUGGCUGCCGAGACAAAAUAUUGCUUGAACAUAUCGUGCACUUCAAAGCCCGGCUUGUAACUACUGAGCUUUUACAACGCAUUUAUUGAAAAAAAAAAUAUCAAGUGUUUGUGAUAUUUCUCAGUGAUGUUAUUGAUGGUUAUUUAAUUACGAAAAUCAAAGCAUCUAAGAAGCACUACUGAGAAAAAGAACAUUUUCUAACAAUGGCACCAUUCAAACUGCGAUUCUCAAAAAUGUCCAAAUCACGUAGUAAGGAAAGUAGAAGUAGCAGCCAUGAGUGUGAUGAUCCACCAAUGCAGCAGACAAGUACAAACAGUCGACCUGAAACACCUGGAACUGAAUUCAAUAUUAUUGCUACUGGAAAUGAGUCUGAAGCAAAUUUCACGAAUUCUCCUCCACCUUCAUAUGAACAUGUACUUCAAGAGACACAAUUGAGACGAUCACCUAGUGAAGUUAACGAAGAGGAACAAGAGUAUAGAGAAGAGGAAGAAAAUGAAUUUAGUACCAGACAAGGUAGUAUCGAGAACAAAAGUAUGAUAGUCAGCAGAGUUCAAGAGGGUGAAAGUAGUUUGGAAGGAGCGACAAUUAUCGUCAAAGCUCCACAGAUACUUCAUAAAUCUAGCAAAGAGCUGUAUCGAGCUAUAGCGAAGCAGUGCGGAAUUUCUUGUAAAAUGAGUGAUCAGUGUCGAUGUUUGGAUUGCCAGAGUCAUUAUUUCGACUGCGAAUAUGAUAAGGAUGAACAAGAGAAGACUGACGGAGGAUUAGGUGCUGGCACACCCAUGUUUAUUGCUGAGGUAAUGCACGGUACAGCUUGUGUAAUCCUCUAAACAAUUAAUUGGCUGGAAUUCAAUGGAAAAAAGAGAAAAAGCAUCUGGAAUUGUUUUAUCGAGAUGAAAAAAGGAUUAAUCAGGUUUGAAAAUGUAUACGUAAGAUUACAGUGAUUGGAGGUCACCAAUGAAGUGAGAGAAAGAUUUAAUUAAAUAAAAAAAUCCAUAAUAAAGGCUUAUAAAAGUGUUAAACUAUAACUAUGACAGGUAAUUCAUCGUAUUAGUAUGAAGAAAAUUCAUAAAUAGUGUAUUUUCGAUACUAUGACCUUGCAGUCAUUGGUUAUUGAUUAAGUAUGGAUUGAGUCCAUUUUCCCCGCUGAAACAAACAGCGAAUAUAUAAGCAUCGGUGUCUACUCAAAAUUUUUAUAAUACUGGAUUAACAACUAGUUUGUUAAUACUUGGAUAUUUUGUCAAUGAGACUGAUUUAAUUGAUGAUAUUUUAUCAUUUAGUUAAAUUGUCAGAGAUUAUUGAGAUUUAUCUUUUCUAAUUGCUCUCAAUUGUUGUGAUUUAUUGAGAUACUACAGCAGUAUGCUAUUUAUUCUCAUCUCAAAUAAGAAAGUUUUAUUUCAAAUUUAAUUAUAUUCUACUCAUUCUUAUACAUAUAUAUUUAUAAUGAACAUUGUACUUAUUAAACAAAUCAUUAUAUGGUUACACCGAAAAGAAAUUUUUGAAAAUUGGUGCUUGAAUAGAAAAAAAGAGAUAACAAUUGCUCUUAAUAAUUAUACUUUAUUAUUAUAACUACCUUUUGUUUGCCAUGAUAAUUGUCCUGGAUGUGAAUAAAUGUAUUUGCAUUCUUUAAAUAGUCAGCAAAUAUCUAGAAAUAGGGUUUUGUAAUUAAAUGAAUAUUUUCUCAUUUUCUGUAGUGGCUGUGAUGAUUCAUUCAAGUUUAUGCAACUUAAAUUUUAUACAAAAAAGCAACGUAUUUCCAGCUUGAAUUUACUUUCAUAACUUUUCUAAGAUUUGACUUGUAAUUAUUUCUAUUGAUGUAAUAAAGCUUCAUUUAAGUAAUGAAGUAAAAGUGGAGAUACAUUCAGGUAAAAAUUUGCUAAAAAAAAAUUAAUGAACGUUAAAUCUAAUUAAAAUGUAAUAUAAAAUAUUCUAUAUAUAAACGCAACAAAAUUCAUAAAAUGGAGAAAUUAGUUUGUUAGAAUUUACACAAAUGUUUUGCUUUUUUUGCCAUUAAAUCCCCUUUCAGCUUUAAAACAGAGUUCUAUUGAGGUAAAACGGUUUUAUCAUAAAUUUAGGAUAAACUUUGAGGGGAAAAGUUAUUUGAAGAGAUGAGCUUAAGGUUCAGACACGAAAUUGUCGAAACUUUAGAUAACAAUUUCGAUUGGGUUUAAACGAAUAGAAUAUUAACAUCAUUUUAUCUGUUUUUUCGAGAAUAGGUUUUCCUAUUUCUACUAAAUGAUUCUACUAGAAUUGGGUAAUGUCAUGUCUUGAAAUAAAUAUACAAUCACGAAAUAUUUUUCUUAAUUUUUCUUGUUAAAGGGUAUAGUAAAAUCACUCUUUUUAAUCUU
Molecule: messenger RNA, 2355 nt
Organism: Chelonus insularis
Lineage: Eukaryota; Metazoa; Arthropoda; Insecta; Hymenoptera; Braconidae
Exons: 4
Coding region: 214-837 (207 amino acids)
Source: RefSeq, a predicted model, not a curated record